Molecule: messenger RNA, 1291 nt
Organism: Mustela erminea (ermine)
Lineage: Eukaryota; Metazoa; Chordata; Mammalia; Carnivora; Mustelidae
Gene: FERD3L
Product: Fer3 like bHLH transcription factor
Exons: 1
Coding region: 459-953 (164 amino acids)
Biological process (GO): regulation of transcription by RNA polymerase II; developmental process
Molecular function (GO): protein dimerization activity; RNA polymerase II transcription regulatory region sequence-specific DNA binding; DNA-binding transcription factor activity, RNA polymerase II-specific
Source: RefSeq, a predicted model, not a curated record
ACUCAGGACUCCUACUCUGAAGCCAAGGAGAAGCCAGAGUGGUGGAAAACAUCCUCGCUUUGAAAAUCCAAAGCUAAAUUAAAAGAGCUACAUGAGAUAAGGAGCCUGAAGAAUAUUAGUUGGCUGCGGGGAUGAGGAGAGGCACAAAAAGCACAGCAGGUAAGAGGCUGGGGGUUGUUGCCAAAGUGUCCCAGGUGGCUCAUGGAAAAGGAUCUCAGAAUUGGAGGCCUGUCCCUUUGAGACUUCCACGCGUGCUCAAGCUUGUCUUCUUCCAUCAGUUUCGAGACGACGACAUUGUCAGAGCCUUCCCUAUCGGUGCCACUAAUCCUGUUAUCAUCUUGGUUAUAAAUAUUAAUUCCCCUGGCCUUUCGGUGAUGGUGCCGCGUCAGAUUCAGAGCUGUUAGGAGUCUCGCCCCUCGCUGCAAGAAACCGAUGCGAGGCAAGGCCAAGCUGAUGCGAUGGCGGCCCAACCGGAGAGGUGCGUGGACGCCAGCGUGCUGGACUUCGUCGCAGACCUGUCCCUGGCCUCCCCUGGGCACCCUCUCCUCUGCGACUUCGCACCCGGGGUUCCCUUUGGGGACCCGGACCUUGUGCUCCGAGAGGGAAGACGCAGGAGGCUGGCACGUUUUGAGGAGGAGGAUCCAGAAGAGGAGGGCGAAGUAGACGAGGGGGAGGAGGAGGAGGAGGAAGAGGAGCCUGGGAGAGGCGCCUCCCCGCUGGGCCGUCCCAAGAGGAAAAGGGUGAUCACCUAUGCCCAGCGCCAGGCAGCCAACAUCCGCGAAAGGAAGCGGAUGUUCAACCUCAAUGAGGCCUUCGACCAGCUGCGAAGGAAGGUGCCCACUUUUGCUUACGAGAAGAGGCUGUCCCGAAUCGAGACCCUACGCCUGGCCAUCGUCUACAUUUCCUUCAUGACCGAGCUCUUGGAGAGCUGCGAAAAGAAGGAUACCGGCUGAGCCAGAGCGGGAGAGAGGGGUCUGCGCCCUCCUCCCGGACGCGCCCAGGCUUGGCGUGCUUCGGGACCAGCAGGGUGUGGCCGACAGGCCAGGAGGGACUCUUCAAGGCAGAAUGUCUGGCCUUCUGGAGUUUGGUUCAGGGUUGCGAAAUCCCCACAGCCCUCAAGAAGUGGCAGCCGUAGAGUUAAUAGACACGCGAACACUCUCAAUUGGAGUCUGGGGCAGGGGCGGGCGGGGCGCCUUACGAGUUCGAACGCGCGGGGCUAUAGACGCGAGCGCCGGGACACGGCUUCGGCCGGCCUGUUGGCGAGGAGCUAAUCCUCUCCCCAAACUGCAGA